AACGCGUAGUAGCAGAUAAUUAUAAUUAACAAAAUUCGCGGUGAAUGCGCUAGCAUAACAUGGACGAUGUCCCGGUCAAGAUAGUUGAGCGCUACAAACCCCCGCCUGCCGUCUUCCACCUGCCGCAGGCGACCCACAACCGCCUGUCGCAGUUCCGGGAGGAUUUCUACACGGAUCACCCGGACUACCAGUAUGACUUCCAUCUGGAGCGGGCGGUGGUGAGUCAGGCGCAGCGCUGGAGCCAAAUGCGUCGCCAGCAGCGGGCGGAGCUCGCCAGCCGCCAGGAGCGCCGCAAGGAGGAACGCCAACGGGCGCUGGAGGCCAGGCAGAAGGAGAUGCUUGGAGCAGUUGACUAUCCCAGUACGGACGACUUGUCGUCGGACGAGGAGGUGCAGGAGAAGGAGCAGGAGCAGCCAGAGAGGAAGAACCCCGAACGGAAGGAGGAGGAGGAGCAUCGCCCUCCCGCCUCCACUGAGUCACGCGACUCCUUGCACGAACCAAAGUCAAUGGGCGUGUGCAAUUUCCACACCAUCUUGCAGCCCACCAUUCUGAGCACCACCCCGGUGGCUACUCCGCAGACGCUGCACAAGCGGAACAGCUCCCUGAACUACGCGGACUUUGAGUACAGCAUGAACUCCACGCCCUUCGACAACAUCGAGCUGAAGACCAUCAACGAUCUGGACAUACUCGCCCAGGUGCUGCACCAGACGCAGCUGGAGGAGCGCAGGGAUCAGCAGCAACAGCAGGGGGAUCAGCAUCCAGAGGAGGAGCAGCCCCAACCCCAGGAAGUGCCAGCUCCUGUGGAGCUAACGAUGACCACGCUGGCGGAGACCAAAGCGACGCUCGACAGCGUCAAUUUCCAUGUUCACUGUGAUGACGAUGAGGGCAGGACGGAGCCCAGCCACAUUCCACCCACGCCUCUUUACCCAACGCCCAUGUACAGUGCUUCCGCCCAGCAGCAGGUGCAUAAACCGGAGCACUUCCAGGUGUACCACAUGCAGGGCUACAGCCAUCAGCCCUUCUACUCCCCGCAGCACCAUCCUUUCCAGCAGCAAAACAACUACAAUGUCAAUGGAUUUGGCACGCCCAGCCAUUUGAUGGUGCCUCCAACGCCUUCCUCCGUGCUGGCCCUCAGCCAGUCGGAGGACGAGGUGGCCACCAAGUCGAGGAGUGUGCCCGACAUCCUGCGUGAGCUGAAGACAGAGCUGCAGCAGGCGGAGAAGCGUCGCACCCGCCUGCACAGCCACAACGAGGAGCAGCAGUCGAAGAUGUCGGUGGUGGUGGACAGGAACUCCUUCAGGGAGCUGGCUGGACCGGCACAGAAGUUGGCCCAACGCAUCAGUACAAUGGGUUUCCCUCUGGAGCGGGUGGCAAAGGUGGUUAGCCUGUGCGGCAUCGAUGAUAAAAAGAUAAUCGAACACCUCAUCCCACUGGGCGAGCUCUUGGAUUUGGGCUUUGACGAAUCGAAAAUCUCGGCUGCGCUUCUCAAGUUCAACAAUAACAAGGACAAGGCGCUGGACUAUCUAAUCAACUAGAUCAAUUUAGGAGCAAACCUUUUGAUACGGCCAGCUUUUACCCCGCAUCCUCCGCCCAAGCAGCUCACACCACGUUUACUCCUCUAAAUGUAUUUUUAAUUAUUACAAGUUCUCGUGAGAUAUUCCUUGCUUAAGUUGGGAGUUGAAUGCUUCAGAAUCCUCAGCAGCAGAAUAAAUAUAAGUCCGUAAAGUUA
This is a messenger RNA of Drosophila takahashii, 1729 nucleotides long. RefSeq names its product ubiquitin-associated protein 1. Gene Ontology annotation, biological process: ubiquitin-dependent protein catabolic process via the multivesicular body sorting pathway. Gene Ontology annotation, molecular function: ubiquitin binding. Gene Ontology annotation, cellular component: ESCRT I complex. Lineage: Eukaryota; Metazoa; Arthropoda; Insecta; Diptera; Drosophilidae. The record is from RefSeq and is a predicted model, not a curated record.